AUGUCAAAAAAUACCACAAUUAGUAACAACAAUAGUAAGGAUGUCAACCCUAUUAAUAAAAGUAGUAGUCAACUUUUAAAAAAUAAUUACAGUGAAAGUAGUAGUAGUAGUAGUAGUAGUAGUAGUAAUAAAACAACAACAACAAAUAAUUUAAGUAAUAUUAGUCCACCAAUCAAAAAGGAAGAUGACCCAAGUUUAGAGUUCAAUAAUUUUAGUAAUGAUGCUCAAAAUUUAAAUACAGGAAGAAGAAGUGUAGAAGGUGAUGAGUUUAGAGAAUAUUUGUUAAAAGAAUUAUCUAUACUCAGGUUGGAGAAUGAAAGGUUUAGAAGCCAAAAUUAUGGUUUUGAAAGAAGAAAAAAGCCACUAUCAGAAGAUGUAAAAUUUGAAGGAGGCUUUUCAAUGGGCUUCGAAAAAACAUGGGAUUUAUUCGAGUUCCAAUUUAGAUAUCACUUCGGUCCCCGUUUUGAUAACACAGAUUUAAUUUCAAGUUUAAAAAGUGAUGCGCUAAUCUAUUUACAAAGGAUGGACCCAAAUGGUAAUAAUUCUGCGGAAGAGAAUUUAUUACAAUUAAGGAAACAAUACCAAGACCUUCCAACCACUUUGUUACUCAAAUUCAGCGAAUUUACCAGAACAGGUAAAUUUGAAUCAUUAGAGCGAUUAUUAUUAGUUUUUGAUACAGUUCGUUCAAGGGUAAAAUUAUCAGAUGAUGCUGCAAUGGUUACACUCAAAUCAGCUUUAGGUAUUAACUUCUCAAAAGCUUUAAUGGUAGAUGUUUCGGACAUCGAAGGUUACUCAUCAUUUCAAAAGUUUAGUGAAAAAAUUGUUCGUCUCGAAAAGAAUUACCAACUAACAAUGGGCAAAUCUCUUUAUCUACGUCAAGACGAAAUCCAGGGUAUAUUUGGUGCCAGUGUAUCAAGUUCAGGACUAACUUCAGUUGUCAGUAAUACAGUAGCUGCAGUAGAGGUCAAAAGAAAUAGUGAAUUUAGAUGUUUUAUUUGUGGGAAUCCAGGUCAUUUAGCUAGAGAAUGUAGAGAGAAGUAUAAUAGUGAUAGUGAUAGAAGAAAUAAUAACCCACCAAGAUAUAAUAAUUAUAAUCAGCAAAGAUAUAACGGUAAUAAUAAUCAACAAAGAUAUAACGGUAAUAAUAAUAAUCAACAAAGAUAUCACAAUAAUAAUCAAUUAGAAUACAAUAGUAACCAGUUGGAAUAUAGUAAUAAUAGAUUUGAAAAUAAUUUUAAUAAAUUUAAUGAGGAUAGUAGAUUUGGUAAUAACAAUAAUAACAAUAGAUCAAAUAACAAUGACUACAAAUCAAAUCAUAAAAAUAAUAAUAUUCAAUCACAGCCAACAAAAAAUAAUAAUAAUAGUAAUAAUUUUCAAUCAUCAUCAACUCAUAACAAUAAUAAUAGUAAUAGAGAUAAUCAACAAUCACCAUUAGGUCACAAUAAAGAUAACGGUAGUCAUAAUAAUAGUAAUAAUAAUAAUAAUAAUAUUAAAGUCGAAGAUAGUGUCAAAUUCAAUAAAUAUAGCAUACAAUUAUUAGAGAAGAUCGUUUUUGGUCCAGAGCCACCCCUAAAAGGAAUAGGAAUACUUCCAGGUAUAGAUGUUAAAGUAGCUCCAGAUAGUUCAAUUAUUCUCACACCUCAAGAACAAGCAAAAUUUGAUCAAUUAAUUAAGUAUUAUUCAGAAAUUAAGUUAGAAAGCUUAAGGAAAGCAGGUCAAGCAGAAGGUAUAUCUCAUAGCAUUCCACUCAUAGACGGUACAGAUAAAUCAAAACCUCAUCAAGAACCAUACCCAGUAUCACAAGUCCAAAAAGCUGUUAUGGACGUUAAAGUUCCAGCUACUCAAAAUUCAUCAAUUCCAGACAAGAUUAAGAAACCAAUCGUAGGCCCAUAUCGUAUUACAGCUAAGACCAAUGAUAACAAUCUCACAGCCAAUAUGGAAUCAGUUCAUCAUCCAAAUUUCAAUGUCGGUAGCCCUCAGCUCUUUUCAAGGGACAACACCAUUGAAAAUUUUUGGAUUUCAAAAUCUCAAAGAUGGAAACCAAAAUUAAAGGCUCAAAAGAUUUUGAUUAUGGCAUUUAUUGGAAAAUUAUUAUCUAUUGCUUUAUUGAAAUUUUUGUUUGAAAAUUAUAUGAUAUGA
This is a messenger RNA of Dictyostelium purpureum, 2139 nucleotides long. RefSeq lists its product as uncharacterized. NCBI's taxonomy places the organism in Eukaryota, Evosea, Eumycetozoa, Dictyosteliales, Dictyosteliaceae. The coding region runs from base 1 to 2139 and encodes 712 amino acids. Gene Ontology annotation, molecular function: nucleic acid binding; zinc ion binding. The record is from RefSeq and is a predicted model, not a curated record. The transcript has 3 exons.